GCUAUUUCACCUGGAAGCCAUUUCCGUUGGAGAAAAUUUCCGGUGAUCUUUUUUUUUGUGUUGACUUCAGCAAGUUGUAUUGAAAUUAAUCGAAUCUGGUCGCAGUCUUUGUCUAUCCGGAUCGCUUCCUCUCUAAUUUAUGUUGUCAUAAGGGUAUGAAACGUGCUAUUUCUGCAAUUAUGGAAGCAAAUCAAAUAGAAGACGAGGAGAAAUCAAAAUCUCCGCUCAACCCUGAUGAAGUUGCUGCAAUUGCUGCUAUCAGUGAUGAAGUUGUUCUUGAAGAAGAAAUCAUCCAUGAACAUCCACCUCCCCAAUACCAGAAUUUAGUAAUUCAACAUAUGGACAUUGCUGAACCUCUUUCUACACUUAAACGACUUCUUGAAAUCCGCCUGCAGUGUUCUCUUGCAGAACAUAGUUUUUACCUCCAAGACACAAUUUUGUUGGACAGCAGCAAAAGUUUAGUGGAGCAAUGUGUUCAAGGAGAAGGAAUGGUUCAAAUUAACCUUGAGGUGAAAUCACAACCAGGUACAAAACCCAAAAUCAAUAUUUUGGAUAUCUUAAAACCUGCUGAAGAAGUACUUCCACCUCCCAGUUUGCCAGAACCGACUCAGACAGUUCAGCAGCCACAGGCCACAAAAGUGGUUAUUCCAUUGCCAGAAGAAUCUGAAAAUGUUACAAGAUGGAUUGUUGAUCAAAAUUUCAGGAAAGAACAAGAAAGACUUAAAAUACCCCGUGAUCCUGCUCAGUGGUCAGAAGUUCAUGUCCGUCAUUGGAUACAGUGGGCGUGCAGAGAAUUUCAUUUAGAAGGAGUAGACAUCAACCAGUUUCGACUAAAUGGCAAACAGUUGUGUGAUUUACAGCACGAAGAAUUUAUCAAAUACAUACCAUUUGAUAGAAACGAUAUAUUUUGGACACAUUUGGAGCUUCUAAGGAAAUGUAAAUUUGUUGCUGUUCUCCAACAACCAACUCCACAUGCUAUUACCACUAUAACAGUUUCAACAUCAGAUGGUCAUUCAGGUGGAAAAAUUCUUAGUAAGACGCCACGACCUCGAUUAACUAGGAUUACAGGUGAAGAAAGGAUUACACCUGGUAAUAGAACAGGCAACAACGGUCAGAUUCAAUUAUGGCAGUUCUUAUUGGAGCUGUUAACUGACAAGGAAUAUCGAGAGAUUAUCCAGUGGGUUGGAGAUGACGGAGAAUUCAAAUUACACAAUCCUGAGAUGGUGGCUCAGCUGUGGGGCCAGCGUAAAAACAAACCAACCAUGAACUAUGAGAAACUAAGUCGUGCUCUACGGUACUAUUAUGAUGGAGACAUGAUUGCAAAGGUUCAUGGGAAACGAUUUGUAUACAAAUUUGUGUGUGACCUCAAGAUGUUGCUUGGCUAUUCAUCACGGGAACUCAGCAAAUUGGUGCCUACAAACUGUGAUAAAAAGGUACAACACAUCGAAAUAUUGCCACAAUGCGUUGAAAAAAAAGUACAACACAUUACAGACAAGCCUCUAUUGGCAACUAUCACAAUGAAACGGGUUGACCAAAAAACACAGACAGUUUAGCCCCAGUGUGACAGGGCAAUCUGUAAAUGGAGGACAUAUAUAUCACAGACACAUUUAUUUCAGACUCUAUGGAAAUAUUUUGGUUGUUCUGUCUUGGAGGAGGUUCUUUAUUUUUAAUUUCUUUUCAAUUUAGUUUUAUACAAAAGUGAAACUACAAACUGUGUUGUUGAAAUACACUAAAAUCAAGUCAUUUCAAUCAAACUAUAACCCUCCCUCAUUCUCUCUUUUUCCUCACCCCAUUUUCAUGCAUGGCGCCCCGCUCCCCACCUCUAAAAUUCAUUUUUUUUUUUCCUCGUAAAAAAAAAUUCACAUUCCCUUCUCUACUAAGGAAUUCCAGUUUGACUAACCACCAAUACUUGACAACAUUCUCUUCUAAUAACAUUA
Molecule: messenger RNA, 1937 nt
Organism: Octopus sinensis (East Asian common octopus)
Lineage: Eukaryota; Metazoa; Mollusca; Cephalopoda; Octopoda; Octopodidae
Product: GA-binding protein alpha chain
Exons: 10
Coding region: 156-1553 (465 amino acids)
Biological process (GO): cell differentiation; regulation of transcription by RNA polymerase II
Cellular component (GO): nucleus
Molecular function (GO): sequence-specific DNA binding; DNA-binding transcription factor activity, RNA polymerase II-specific
Source: RefSeq, a predicted model, not a curated record